Molecule: messenger RNA, 3096 nt
Organism: Trypanosoma grayi
Lineage: Eukaryota; Euglenozoa; Kinetoplastea; Trypanosomatida; Trypanosomatidae
Exons: 1
Coding region: 1-3096 (1031 amino acids)
Source: RefSeq, a predicted model, not a curated record
AUGCGCUUCGCCAGCGACGGCGGCUACGUGCCGGACGGUGACACGCAACAGGCGCUGCAGCUCGCCGACCGGCUCACGGAGGAGGAGUGGCGCUGCGUCGUUGAGUUUGGCCGUCCGCGGCGGGUGCGACAGGCGCUUGUGUGGCUACUGCGGGUGACUUUCAACUCCUCUGCGCGGAGCGCCGCGGUGUGGCUAACACGCUGCCUAAGCAGCUGUGCGGGGUUCCUGCUUGAGGCGCUCUGCGAUGUUGUGAUGAGCGUCACCGAUAAUGAGGUUCGUGUUUGCUCUCGCAGCGCUGAGAGUGCGAAGAAGCAACAUCGCCAGAAUACGGAGCAGCAGGAAGAGGAGGGUGCACCGUUGCUGCAGCUCUGCGCAGCUUUGGGGAAUGUGCUGCGCCGCCUUGGGCAUGUUCCGCAGUGGCCGUCGCUGCUUCAGCGCGCCGUGCACUGGCUGCUGCUCACCCACGCAGAAGAAAAAGUCGCUUCGGCAGUGCGGCCGUCUCUGCUGCAGCGGCGGCUCAUGCAGCUGGUAAUGGAAUUCCUCGCAUGUGAGGAAGGCGUCUACUCGCUCCUCCGUCGUACUCUCCUGCAGCCGGGUGAGGUGCAACAAGAUCAACAAGAAGAACAGCAGCAACAGGUAAGGCGGGCAGGCCGCAAAAGCGGCAGGGAUAAAGACGAUGUGAAUGACGCCUUUGUGCAAGCGAUUGGUGUGCCAUUCAUCCCAUCUGUAGCCAUGCUGCACGCCGCACAGAGUGGUGUGAGCAUCAAUGAUGACGAGGAGGAGGAGGAGGAGGAGGAAAGAGGCGGCGACAGCGAAGCGGCGGCAAGGCGGACUGUGGCUGUGUGCACUCUUCUUGCUCGCCGCAUUUUCUCGAAGGAGUUUGCCCUGCUCCUCGUGCGUUACUGUGGCACGGAUGAGGCAGCAAAAGCAGCAGCAACAAAAACCACCGAGGCGUGCGCGGCGAGCGUGUUGUGGCAGCUGUACUCCAUCGCAUUGACGGUGUGUCGCAAUGAGAGGGCGACACAUGAUUCUCCAUCCACCGCACACAUCUUCGUGUUGGCCGUUGUGGACGCCAUGCGCCGCUCCUGCAAGAGGGGUGAUUAUGCGGCGGUGUCGACAUUCCUCAGCGUGGCGAAUGGUGGGCAUGUCGUGUUUGCCGGCGCGGCACGUAAGCCGGCGUCCAUUGAGGCCACACUUAAGCGACAGCGCCAUGAAAAGAAGAAGGGGGAGGGGGAGGAGGAGGAGGAGCCGUCUUCAGCGGCAGCAGUAACGGCUGAAGCAAAUACUAACAAUGACAGGAGCGACGAGAGAGGGACGGCGGGAGAGGAGGCGCGGAUCCAUGAAGUGGCAACGCGAUGGAUGGACCUCCUCGCUGCGCUGUUCCUGCAGGUGGUGCAGAGCCUCGCCACCGGAGUGGAUGCACCGCUGCUGCGCGCCUUUACUGCUCUCUACAUGUCCCUUGAGAAGGUGCGUGGCUCAACGACGAUGCUGCUGCCAGCACAAUCCGGUGAGGAGUUUGCAACCAGAGACAAUCGUAAAAGGCCGCAGCAGCACGGGCGACGGGAGGAGGGUCUCGUUAGCCUCGCUCUGGCCGCCAUUGCCGCGCCCCGUCCGCCAUCUGCUGCCGGUCCAGGAUUGCGUGAGCUCUUCGACCCAUCAGACCACGAGGCGCGGCGACGCAGUCUCGCCACACUCGUGCGGUUGCUGACCUCGACGGAGGAGUCUGCGAUGCAGAUCCUGUGGGUGCUGUUCGUAGUGCACGAGGAGCGUCGGCUCUUCGCGUCGGGCGGCGACCGCGACACGAGUAGCGGGAGUGGCUGGCUGUCCCUUCUGCUCAGCAGCUUCGACCCGCGGCAGAAGUACACCACCUCCGAUGAGGCCAUGCAGCAACUGCUCGACACAGUAGAACGAGGAGCAGCAGCGACGACAGAAGAAGCACAACGCAACAGCCGCAUGUUUACUCUCGCUACGCUGCAACGUGGUGAGGCGGCGUGCUGCACGGACGCGGUGACACAGUGGCUGCUUCUGCAGCUACGUGUCAUGCCAUCGAUACUGCGCGCCUUUCCCACCGACGCCGCACCGGCGUUGCUGCAGCAGUACAUGCACGCCCUCUUGCACGAGGCUGUGAAGUUCUCAGUGCCCUCUUCCGCUUCAGGGUUAUCUCCAUGUUGCUGGGGUCGGCACGAGCAGCUGCUCACGACUGCCAGCACGGCGCUUCAGCAACUCAGCGCGGUGCCGUACAUGCGGUUCAGCGUGUGGCGCGGCGAUGUGAAGCGGCUGCUCGUUGCGAGUGGCGCCAGCCCCCUCCUUGCCAGCGGUGCGGCGGCGCCACUUUGGUGCCGCGUACUGGAGCUGUGCGCCCUGCCGCUUCCUGCGCUGCACGACGACUGCGCCUUCGUUGAUCACGAGUUGUACUUCCUCCACAGACUGCUGAACGGCACCGGUGUCACGGCUCGCCGAGACGACGCUGCGCAGCGCGGGGAGAGCGAAGAGAAGUUGCUGUUGUGUAUACUGCGACUGCUCGCGCGCACGCUGCUGCCGCUUGGUGUGCUGUGGCGGCGCCCGCACCUUUUGCCAGCGUUGCUGUCGUCAGUGCUUGUUCGCUGCCUCGACGGCGUCGCGCGUGGGCGCUGCGGCCGCGUUGUGCUGAACCAGCUGUCGUCGUUCUUCUACCAAUUCGUGAAGGAUGCGACCAGCAGCGACAAGGGAAGCAGCAGCAGCAGUAGCAGCUCCGCAGCGCAUGCCUCGUCGUCGGUGAAGGCGCUGUGUCUGGCCUCCGUCACGACAUGCCUGUUCCGCCUCUCGGCUUCCUACGUGGAUGUCUUCACGACGCACAGCAGCGACUUGGACUUCCUCGCCGCGGAUUUCCUCAAGGCGCUGCAGCGUCUUCACCUGCCGCGCCGCCGCACCCCCUCCAUCCUGCAGCAGAAACAAGGCAGCAGCAGCAAUAAUAACUGGUCCGACGCGACGCUGUGCGACCUCAGCUACGCGUGUGUCGGCAACGACGACAGCCAGAGUCUCCUGCGGCAGGCGGCGGAGCGUGUGGAGGAGGACGAGGGCAACGGCGAACGACGGAUCUUCAUGGUGCCCAGUUGA